Molecule: messenger RNA, 4115 nt
Organism: Brienomyrus brachyistius
Lineage: Eukaryota; Metazoa; Chordata; Actinopteri; Osteoglossiformes; Mormyridae
Product: rho GTPase-activating protein 44-like
Exons: 22
Coding region: 273-3116 (947 amino acids)
Biological process (GO): negative regulation of Rac protein signal transduction; neurotransmitter receptor transport, endosome to postsynaptic membrane; signal transduction
Cellular component (GO): postsynaptic density; intracellular anatomical structure; presynaptic active zone
Molecular function (GO): GTPase activator activity; protein binding
Source: RefSeq, a predicted model, not a curated record
GUAGCGCCAGCCCGUCGUGAGCUGUCAUUCUGCCUAAAGAAGAGAAAAUUGCACAGCAUCUCUGUGCAGAGGAGUGGGAGAUUCGGGCAAGAAAUAUGCAAUGAAACGGUUCAUUCGUCGCUAUCGACUGUGUGUUUUCUAGUGAAAUGGAGGAGAGGGAUUGUCGCAGGGCGGAUUUACCGUGCGAUCGCCGCGGAGCUCUUCUGCCUCUUCGUGAAUGAGAAAUGCCGACUCCUUUCAGCUAUUGGCGUUAACGCAGAGAAAAAGACAAAAUGAAGAAGCAAUUCAAUCGGAUGCGACAGCUCGCCAACCAAACCGUUGGCAGGGCAGAGAAAACAGAAGUUUUAAGUGAGGAUCUGCUUCAGGUGGAGAAGAGGUUGGAGCUGGUGAAGCAGGUUUCCCACAGCACCCACAAGAAGCUGAGCGCCUGCCUGCAGGGCCAGCAGGGGCAGGACGUGGACAAGAGGUCGGUCAGGUCGCCCUCGAAAAAGCUGCCGCUGACCACGUUGGCCCAAUGCCUGGUGGACGGUGCCAUCGUGCUUGGAGACGACUCCCUCCUGGGGAAGAUGUUGAAGCUUUGUGGGGAGACGGAGGACAGGCUGGCCCAGGAGCUCAUUCUGUUCGAAUUCCAGAUGGAGCGGGACGUCAUCGAGCCCCUCUAUGUACUCGCCGAGGUGGAGAUCCCCAACAUCCAGAAGCAGCGGAAGCAUCUAGCGAAGCUGGUGCUGGACAUGGACUCGGCCCGCACGCGGUGGCAGCAGUCUUCCAAGUCCUCAGGUGUGUCCAGCAACCAACAGCCGGCGGGGGCCAAAGCCGACUCCCUCAGGGAGGAGAUGGAAGAGACUGCCAAUCGCAUGGAGAUCUGCAGGGAUCAGCUAUCAGCAGACAUGUACAGCUUUGUGGCCAAAGAAAUCGACUAUGCAAACUACUUUCAGACUCUAAUAGAGAUCCAGGCUGAGUACCACAGGAAGUCGCUGGAGCUGCUUCAGACCGUCCUACCGCAGAUCAAAGCUCAUCAGGAGGCGUGGGUGGAGAAGCCGUGUUACGGGAAGCCCCUGGAAGAGCAUCUGACCAUCAGCGGACGGGAGAUCGCCUUCCCCAUCGAGGCCUGCGUCACCAUGCUUCUGGAGUGUGGUCUUCAGGAGGAGGGCUUGUUCAGAGUGGCUCCAUCGGCCUCCAAGCUGAAGAAGCUGAAGGCGUCCCUGGACUGUGGGGUGUUGGACGUGCAGGAAUACUCCGCCGACCCCCACGCCAUUGCAGGAGCGCUGAAGUCCUACCUGCGAGAACUUCCAGAACCGCUGAUGACCUUUGACCUCUAUGAGGAAUGGAUUCAAGCUUCCAACAUUCAAGAUCAAGACAAGAGGCUCCAAGCUCUACUCACCGCCUGCGAGAAGCUUCCCAAAGCCAACAGCAACAACUUCAGAUACCUGAUAAAAUUCCUAGCCAAGCUGAGUGAGUACCAGGAUGUGAAUAAAAUGACAGCAGGGAACAUCGCCAUCGUGCUGGGACCAAACCUGCUGUGGACGCAUGCUGAGGGGAACAUCACAGAGAUGAUGACCACGGUGUCCCUGCAGAUCGUGGGCAUCAUCGAGCCCAUCAUCCAGCAUGCUGAUUGGUUCUUCCCUGGAGAGAUUGAGUUCAACGUGACAGGCAAUUAUGGCAGCCCCAUCCACACCAACCACAACGCCAACUACAGCUCCAUGCCCUCGCCCGAUAUGGAUCACUCUGAUCGCAAGCACGACCAAGGCCGACGCCCCCUCAGCGUCGCCACUGACAACAUGAUGCUGGAGUUUUACAAGAAAGAUGGCAUUAGGAAAAUACAAAGCAUGGGCGUCCGGGUGAUGGACACGUCUUGGGUGUCACGCAGGGGCUCUUCCUCAGCACGCAAGGCAUCCUCCACCCCUCCGGGAGCCCAGACUCCCGCCCCGCCCACCGACUCGCUCAUCCCUGAGCAGCCGGAUGAGCUCUCUGCCACCCCCUCCCCUGCCGCUACCCCCGCUAGCAGCGACCGGGCCAGCAGAGCUGACGCGUCGUCCAUGUGGUUGGAUUCCCGUUGCGCCCGCCCCCCCGCUGGGGAGGAAAGCCCGCCCCCUCCCAGCCAUUCCUCUGCUUUCCCCGCCUCCUUCUCUGACCCUGCCCCCCAGCAUUCCUAUGUCCCAGCAUCCCCCCUUGCGUACCCUGUGCCUACUGCACUCUCCCCACCCCCCUGCCACUGGGCUUGCUCUGGCGCCCCCCCGCCCUCUCCGCAGCUUGACAUCAACUCCAACCCCAAACCUACCUCCCUGCCCCUCCCCGAGCAGGACCCUAUCCCUGAGGUGGCACCUGCCCCCCCUGUGUUAAUUCCUCAUGACCCCCUCCCCAGAGACCCCACUAACUGUCCCCUACCCACCUCCCCACCGUGGGCCACCUGUGUCAAAGAGCAAGGAGCCAAGCUGACUAGUACCCUGAAGAACAAAGAGCUCUCUCCUUCGAUUGGCCAGAAAGGCAUCCAGGGGCUGGGCCCCAGUGGUAAUGCAGCCAGUAGCGGGCAGGCACAGCUGACCACUGAGCAGAGCCCUCACACCUUGCGCAAAGCAGUAUGUCGGAAGCUGGUCCCAGUCCCUCCCAAAGUACCGUUCUGCCCGUCGGGGGCAGUGUCCGAUCAGUCUACGGGGCAGCCGUCCCCGGUCAGCUUGUCCCCCACCCCUCCCAACACGCCCUCCCCUUACGGCUUCGGAUACCCCCAGAGCUACGCCACCGUCUCCUCCCCGGGUCAGGCUACCCCAGGCACGCCCACCUCCCUGUCCUCACCUCCCUCACUGAGCGGCACGCUCACCAAAUCCCGGGCCGCGGCCAAGCCCCGGCAGCGGCCUAGCCUGCCCCCCCCACCACAGCCGCCCACCGCCCCCGGCUCCAGUCCCCAGUCCUUGGAGCACGGCCUGCUGGACGGACUGUCCUCCGGGGAGAGCAUGUCCACAGACUCUCUCCUUGAGCCGGAUUACCCCUCUGUUUACGCUGAGCCGGAUGGCCCCCACAAUAAGCACAAGGCCACCCCCUUUGGAGACUCGGCGCCGAUGACAGCGGGACAGACCAGAAGGGCGGAGUCUGAGGAGGAGUCAGAGAGCACCGUGCUAUGACGGCGCCAAGGAACGCCCCCUGCUGGCAAUCAACCAAUCCUACACCUCCCCCCCCCCACACGCACACAAAUUUACCGGCUCUCCUGCUCUCCUCCUCCGCCUCCUCCUUGUCCUCCAGCUGUGUAGGAGGCUGUCGGAUUUCGGAUGCUGCCCGCACCCCCUGGACGAGCCUCCCUAAAGGACCACUCCACAAACCCACCUCCCCAGGCUAGAACUGGCUUUCUCUCUACUGACUGCAAAGGGGCUCGUGUCUGUAGAUAAUGUUAAAAGAACAGAAUAUAUGAAUAUAUUUACACUGGGACCUGCGAAAACAGGACCGAAAGCCCAUGUGACAGAAGUGUUAUCUAUAGGUACCGCAUGGUCAUUUUCUAAACAUUUUUAUCGUUUUUCGAAUUUUCUUUCUCGACACUGUCAUCCUCGCCUGCGUCCCAGUGUCAAACUCAAAGAUGCCCACUGCACCAAUGAGCAGGACCCCCAUCUAUUCACAUCACCUCCCCAGCCAGCACUGGUCGCCGUGGGGGGUGGUGAUAUGCACCCUCCCCACGCUGAGGCCCCGUUCCGGUUGAGUCCGGUUGAGUCCAUCUCCAUCACAGCAAGCAGCUCACAUUCUGUGCCUCUGAGUAGAAAAUAAAAACGAUAGAUUUAUAAUAUUAUAUAAGCUAUAUAUGUCAUAUUAUUUUUAGAAAUCAGUUUAAUAUAUUUAAAUAUAUAUAUAUAUAUAAAAUACAUAUAUUAGAGCACAUUUAUAAGCGAAAAUACAAAAUCUGCUAGAUCUGUUCAGGUGCCGUGAAGAAGGUGUCCUCUGUUGGACCAUUUGAUCUGGAGCCUCCCCCCGUCUGCUCAGACCCAAUGACACGUUCUCUGUGGGGCGUGGCCAGCAUGUGGGGCGUGGUCAUGCCACAGAGGUGUGGCUAGAGCACAUGUUCUCCAAUCACUCAGGAGGCUGAACAAGAAUCCAUCCAUAGUGACCAAAAUCAGAGUGAUGAUCACAGACGUGAA